CUUAGGCAGCGGGGCGAGCGGGCGAGUGGGCGAGCAGGCGAGCGGAGGGCGUCACGGCUCUGGUUCCAUUUCGCGCGGGGAUUGGCUGGCCCGUGGCUUCCUCCCCCCUAGCCAAUCAGCGGGCAGAACUUCCUGGAGGUUUUGCUCCACUCGGCGUUGCUCGGGAGGUCGGUGAGAGCUCGGCGUUGGCUGGUGCCUGCAGGCCCCGCUCCGCACCCCACCAUGAAGCUCCGGAAAGCCUGGCUGCUGGUCCUGCUCUUGGCGCUGACACAGCUGCUGGCUGCAGCGAGCGCCACAGACGCGCACGAAGAUGCUUCAGACACAGAAAAUGCCAUUGAGGAUGAAGAGGAGGAGGAGGAAGAUGAAGAGGAAGAUGACUUGGAAGUUAAGGAAGAAAAUGGUGUUUUGGUCUUAAAUGAUGCAAACUUUGAUAACUUUGUUGCUGACAAAGAUACAGUGCUACUGGAGUUCUAUGCACCAUGGUGUGGACAUUGCAAGCAGUUUGCUCCAGAAUAUGAGAAAAUUGCCAGCACUUUGAAGGAUAAUGACCCUCCCAUUGCUGUUGCUAAGAUUGAUGCAACCUCAGCAUCCAUGCUGGCCAGUAGAUUUGAUGUGAGUGGUUAUCCCACCAUCAAGAUCCUGAAGAAGGGACAGGCUGUUGACUAUGAGGGCUCCAGGACCCAGGAAGAAAUUGUUGCCAAAGUCAGAGAAGUUUCCCAGCCUGACUGGACACCUCCACCUGAAGUCACGCUUCUAUUGACUAAAGAUAACUUUGAUGAUGUUGUGAAUAAUGCAGACAUCAUUCUGGUGGAAUUCUAUGCCCCGUGGUGUGGACACUGCAAGAAACUUGCCCCUGAAUACGAGAAGGCUGCCAAGGAGCUCAGCAAGCACUCUCCUCCAAUUCCUUUAGCCAAAGUUGAUGCCACUGAACAGACAGACCUGGCCAAGAGGUUUGAUGUCUCUGGCUACCCCACUUUGAAAAUUUUCCGAAAAGGAAGGCCUUUUGACUACAAUGGCCCACGAGAGAAAUAUGGAAUUGUCAGCUACAUGAUUGAGCAAUCUGGGCCUCCCUCAAAGGAGAUUCUGACCCUGAAGCAGGUCCAGGAAUUCCUGAAGGAUGGAGAUGAUGUAGUCAUCAUUGGGGUCUUUCAGGGAGACAGUGACCCGGGGUAUCUGCAGUAUCAGGAUGCUGCUAACAAUCUGAGAGAAGAUUACAGAUUUCACCACACUUUCAACACUGAAAUAGCUAAGUUCUUGAAAGUCUCCAUGGGGAAGCUGGUAUUGAUGCAGCCUGAGAAAUUCCAGUCCAAGUAUGAGCCCAGGAGCAAUGUGAUGGAUGUUCAGGGUUCCACAGAGCCAUCAGCCAUUAAGGACUAUGUGGUGAAACAUGCUUUGCCUCUGGUGGGCCACCGAAAAACCUCCAAUGAUGCCAAGCGGUACACCAAGCGCCCUCUGGUGGUUGUAUACUACAGUGUGGACUUCAGCUUUGAUUAUAGAACUGCUACUCAGUUUUGGCGUAACAAAGUCCUGGAGGUGGCCAAGGACUUCCCCGAGUACACCUUUGCCAUUGCUGAUGAGGAGGACUAUGCGACAGAAGUGAAGGACCUGGGUCUCAGUGAGAGUGGCGAGGACGUCAAUGCAGCCAUCCUAGAUGAGAGCGGGAAGAAGUUUGCCAUGGAGCCAGAGGAGUUUGAUGCAGACACUCUCCGGGAGUUUGUCACAGCUUUUAAAAAAGGAAAACUAAAGCCAGUCAUCAAAUCACAGCCAAUACCCAAGAACAACAAGGGACCAGUCAAGGUGGUAGUGGGAAAGACCUUUGAUGCCAUCGUGAUGGAUCCCAAAAAGGAUGUCCUCAUUGAAUUCUAUGCACCCUGGUGUGGGCACUGCAAGCAGCUGGAGCCCAUCUACACUAACCUAGGCAAGAAAUACAAGGGCCAGAAGGACUUGGUCAUAGCCAAGAUGGAUGCUACUGCUAAUGACAUCACCAAUGACCGAUAUAAGGUGGAGGGCUUCCCCACCAUCUAUUUUGCCCCCAGUGGGGACAAAAAGAACCCAGUUAAAUUUGAGGGUGGAGACAGAGAUCUGGAGCAUUUGAGCAAGUUUAUCGAUGAACAUGCCACAAAGAAAAGCAGGACCAAGGAAGAGCUUUAAAGGCCUGGUGGUCUGCAGAAGGUGAAGGGACCAGACACUGUAGUGGACAUCAUUAGGCACCAAGCAACACAAUGACAGUAUCUUGACUUCUUUUUUUAAUGCUUUGUUGUGCCACCUCAUGCUCUGAAUACUGAAUAGCCAUGAAUGACUUGAUAGUUUCAACAAGAAUUUUUUGGAGGAUACAUCUAUUUUUAUCAUUUGGGGUUUGAUUGGUUUGGUUUGGUUUUUAACCUUUUACUUUAGUAUUUCCUCAAAGAAAUAAGUUUGGAUCUUCUGUGUGAGAAUGUUUUUUUGUUUGUUUUGUUUUUUGUUUUAAUUUAAAGUUUAAAAAGUCUUUGCCAAAUCAUG
Molecule: messenger RNA, 2499 nt
Organism: Cricetulus griseus (Chinese hamster)
Lineage: Eukaryota; Metazoa; Chordata; Mammalia; Rodentia; Cricetidae
Source: RefSeq, a predicted model, not a curated record